Messenger RNA from Leptosomus discolor (cuckoo roller), 1608 nucleotides. Lineage: Eukaryota; Metazoa; Chordata; Aves; Leptosomiformes; Leptosomidae. The record is from RefSeq and is a predicted model, not a curated record.
AUGUCCCAGGCAGCAUGGCACUGGAGCAGACGGCUGCCAGGAUUUGUGGAUUUAACACUCCAUGAUCAGGUCCACCUACUGGAAUGUGCCUGGUUAGAGAUACUGAUGAUUGGCUUAGUCUGGCGCUCCAUGGAACAUCCAGGAAAGCUUUUAUUUGCACCUAACCUAUUACUGGACAGGAAUCAAGGGAAGUGUGUAGAGGGCAUGGUGGAAAUCUUUGAUAUGCUGCUGGCUACUGCUGCUCGGUUUCGCAUGAUGAACCUUCAAGGGGAGGAAUUUGUGUGCCUUAAGUCCAUCAUCCUGCUCAAUUCUGGUGUGUACACUUUUCUUUCCAGCACCUUGAAAUCUCUGGAAGAAAGAGACUAUAUUCACCGUGUUCUGGACAAAAUCACAGACACUCUGAUACACUUAAUGGCUAAGUCGGGUCUUUCACUGCAGCAGCAACACAGACGACUGGCUCAGCUCCUCCUCAUCCUCUCUCACAUCAGACACAUGAGCAACAAAGGAAUGGAGCACCUGUAUAAUAUGAAGUGUAAAAAUGUAGUUCCACUCUAUGAUCUCUUGCUGGAGAUGCUGGACGCUCACCGACUGCAUGCCCCAGCAGCCAGGAGUGCUGCACCGAUGGAAGAGGAGAACCGGAGCCAGCUGACAACUGCAUCAGCUUCAUCUCAUUCCUUGCAGUCUUUUUAUAUAAACAGCAAAGAAGAGGAGAAUAUGCAGAAUACAAUAUAAAUGAAAGUCAGCAUAUAUAAUGAUAUGAGAAACCCAGCAGCGUACUACCUUACUACCUUGCUCAUGCUUCAUUUCGUCUACAGUGACACCUCUGUAAACACUCCAAUGACAACAGUUACCUGCAUUUUCCAUUUGAGUGUUUGUUGAGCGUUUGCCUAAAUUUAUUGCAUAUCCUAAAUGGAAGACAUUUCAUUGCUGUGGACAGCCAGCAAGGAUUGUCAGGCUAACUUGAUUUAACAUCUGCAGUGUUUUUCUUUAAUUUUGCAUGUACGUUGGGUAAGUCCUAAUCAAAACCAAACAUUCAUUUUACUAUAAAUUAACAGGCCACCACCCAUAUGUAUUGGUAUCUUCAGUAGCCUUUGUUGAUAUCUACCCCAAAUGCUGAGCUCACUUAAUCCUUUACUUGCUUGAAACUUUGAAGCAGUUUGGUAGAGAUUCUGGAUGACUUUCGGAGGGGGGGCGGUGUGUAAAUGGAAAGUUGAUUGGCAUCUUAGUGCGUCAUAGUGAAACUGCGCUGUUAGUGACUGCCUUGGUAGUUUAGGUAGAUUCCCAACUCUCUUCUUUCUACAGUGGAAAGGAACCUCUGUCUGAGAAUAGUCCUGUUUCACCUUGCUGGCUUACAUCAACAGACAACUCCCUCUCAAGAUCAUACUGACCGAACUUGUAGGUACCCUUAUCAUAGCCUCUAGCCAAAUUGCAUUGCAUGCAUUCUGUCUGUCUGAUCCUACAAAGCUAAAUUGCUCUGUUGCUUGGCAGUGUGUAAAUCGAGGGCAACAGGGCAAACAGUGAUAACAUAGAUAAUUACUCUUAAAUCAGACCAAAAUCAUCAGGUCUUAAAUAAAUAAUCUUCACACACAUACAUGAUCCAGCACUAUU